This is a messenger RNA of Rhizopus microsporus ATCC 52813, 984 nucleotides long. RefSeq lists its product as uncharacterized. NCBI's taxonomy places the organism in Eukaryota, Fungi, Mucoromycota, Mucoromycetes, Mucorales, Rhizopodaceae. The transcript has a single exon. Bases 422 to 952 code for a protein of 176 amino acids. Gene Ontology annotation, molecular function: protein binding. The record is from RefSeq and is a predicted model, not a curated record.
UGUAUAGAGGAAUAUUCCAGUGAAAAAUCAAAAAGUAAGUUACAAUAAAAAGAAAAGUAAGAGCAGAAUGCUGAUGUGGUUGCUUUUAUCUCGAAGCAUUUAAAUUGGCUGCAUAUGGAGUCAAACAGGGAGGAAUUGGAAGUAUUCUGGCAGGCGGUAUACUCAAGAGGUCAUCAACAAUCAAGGAAAACGAGGAAGAGGGACCAAAGCCGCCCCCAAGACCUAUAAGUGACCCAAAGAGUAGAGCAAAAGCAAAGUGAUUAUCUUUUAUAUAGUUAUUAAUGACUCGUGUGACUUUAGAUGAAACUACCAAGGCUAUGGUCAUUCACGAUUAUUCCGCAGAAAACAAUGGUAAGAAACCAAAAAAAAAAAAGAAGGCAACGGUCAAUAAACACACAGCUGUAUAGAUGAGAUCGAAUUGAUGAGAGGGGAGCAUGUGACAGUAUUAGAGCAAAACGGAGAGUGGUGGAAAGGAUCAAACGAGAGGGGGCAGAUCGGCAUAUUUCCAGCCAACUUUGUACAAAUCAUUGAUCAAACGCCUCCUCCACGACCCACUCGCGCCCGACCUGCGACAGUACAGAAACAGGAAGAGUCAACGGGGGCUGGUGGGCCGCCACCCGUGCCAGUGGGCACCAGACCAACAUCCCUUCUGACCAACCGCGAUUCACUCAGUCCUUCUCGUCCACCCACGUCUCCUCCAUCAAGACCUGUCACAUCACCUCCGUCUAGACCUGUUACAUCACCUCCACCCAGGCCCACGACUGCUCCACGACCACCAUCAAUCAAUACGCACAAACGUACACCUUCAAUACCAGCUGUAUCACCUGAUUUGCCGCCACUAUCGCCUGUCUAUUCAACAAGACCGGUAGUGCCUAGACCUACAAGUUCCAUAGACGCGGCCAUGACGAAUAUGGCUAAACCACCAAAGAUUGUAAGAUAUAGCAUAGUGUAAUGACAUAUUACUAACAAGCAUUUUAGCCCAAG